Molecule: messenger RNA, 2126 nt
Organism: Bombus impatiens (common eastern bumble bee)
Lineage: Eukaryota; Metazoa; Arthropoda; Insecta; Hymenoptera; Apidae
Product: cuticle protein 19-like
Exons: 3
Coding region: 1044-1673 (209 amino acids)
Cellular component (GO): extracellular matrix
Source: RefSeq, a predicted model, not a curated record
ACUAAAUUAUUUCGAUAAAACUUUUUACAUAUUAUAUUUCGAAUAAUUUAUGUUAAUCGUUUUAAAUUUGAGAAGAGAUGCGCAGAAAACAUUUUAAAGGAAUAUGUACAAAUAUUUUUAUAACAAGAUAUAAAAAAAGUUGGUAUAUCAAAUUUAAAAAAAAGAAAUCACAAUAACGAUUAUAAUAGAGCAUAAAAAAGGAAUUUUUGACGCACUUAUGUAAUCUUAAUGCAUUUCUGUACCUUAAAAAGACUCGAUUCCAUAAAUCUUUAUAAAUGUAUCGGUCACUUUUUAUUUCGUGGUCCCGCGAUUGCUAGUUGAAAGUACGGUUGCUUAAUGUAGCGGUUCACAAUUGGCAAGAAACGUAUAUAAAUAUCAAUUCCCACGUUCGACUCGACUUCUUUCGACCUAUGAUAUGUGUUCUUAUAGUUAAAGGAACAUUUAUAUUGCUUUUUUGAUUUAUUAGUCAUCUGGUCAAUCAUUUCGAACGUUUAGGAUUUAGGUUGUUUUUUAUUUCAAAACGUUACUCGAGAACCACUGAAUGUGAAUAGCGGCACUCCUUAAGACUGCAGUAGACAUUGUGCAAUGAAAAUCUAAUCUGCGCAUGCGUGGUAGAUAGUUCGAUUCUUGGGUGUCUUCGCUGCAACUUCGCGCAUAUUGAUACUUCCAAGAUAUUUUUCUAAACUUUUCUAAACUCCUUAGCGCUUCCGCAUAUAUUAUGUAUGUAUAUUAGAAUACAUCUUAUUUUUCGACCAACGAAUUUGUUUUCUCUGUGUACUUGUGUAAAAUUUGAGAUCAAUCGGGCAAUGUGAAGAAACGUGCCAUAUCGAAUUUGAAUUUGAAUUUUUAUAAUUCGCUUUACAUUAUAAUAUCGUAUUACUAUACGAAUAUAAAAAUGAAACAUAUGAAUACUUGAAAAAGAAUUUUUAAAAGUAAUCGUGAGAAAACUUUUUUCUUUGGCAUUAUAUUUACUUCGUCGAACCUUCGUACUCCUUUUAUCUAAGAAACUUUUUCAUAUAUACGCAAAUAACGAAGAUAUUUAGAUGUUCCCAUUUUUUCUGUUCAAAUUUUCCUUUCCAAUUUGCUCCUUUCUCUUACAGAUCGUGAUUUUGUGUUGUUUUCUGAAGCUGAUCAUCGCUGGUGUCCUACAACAAAGAUUUCCUUGCGCGCCAAUCGAUGCAAUCUCCGCGAGUGGGGCAGCAGUGCCAGUGGCGUGCGCCCUUAAAUCAAUCGGAGGCAAAGUAGAACCAAUACUUCCGACUUAUGUGAAAGUUUCCACUCCGAUCUCGUACAGACCAUUGCCGAAGACGUCAUCAUUGGUAUACGUUGCGCCACCGAUUUUUAAAACGGCGUCUGCUGUUGUCGCGACCGAUACAAAAAAUGAAAAAGAAGCGGAAUUCACGGCUCAUCCAAGAUACUCGUUUAAUUAUGGCGUCCUGGAUGGAUAUACCGGCGAUUCUAAGUCAGCGUGGGAAGAGAGAGACGGUGACACGGUAAAGGGUGAAUAUUCUGUGGUAGAAGCGGAUGGUUCAAUUCGAACAGUCACUUACACGGCUGAUGAUCAUAAUGGCUUCAACGCAGUCGUAACCAGAAACGAACCCCCAAAGAACGUGAAAAAAGAUAGUAAUUUGAAAGCAUUUCUACCGGUAACUGUUAUUUCCAAUCCUCAUUAAAGGUAAAUCGAAUGUUCUGCGAAUAAAAAUUUGUAUCUAGUUUUUAUCCUGCUGUGUUAUCCUGCUGCUAACGAGAAACAAUACCUUAAAAUACUUGAGAAAAAUUCAUAUUGAAAAUUAUUGUUUUUUUUUUGUUCGAUACAAAGGUAUUUAAAAAAGAACCCGAAAGUAACGGAUAAAAUGAUAAAAAUUUUCCAACGAGUAAUGUAUAUACAUUUUAUCUAAAUUGUACUAAAAUGAUAUUUUAUACUUGAUUUGAUAAGGAUAAAAUUUCGAAGCGUUCAUUUCCUUUGUUUAAUUCUACUUAAUUACGAUGGAAUAUUCUUAAUAUUUGCAAAUAUUUUGAACGUAUAAAAAGAAAGAAAAAUAUAAUAAAUGGUAAUGAAAAUGGACGUUUCAAGACUUAAAAAGUAAAAAUAUAGAAAAAUACUCCGUUGUAUAAGAAUUUAUAAA